AUGGCGUCCCACAUUGUUGGAUACCCUUGCAUGGGCGCCAAGAGGGAGCUCAAGUUUGCCCUGGAGUCUUUCUGGGAUGGCAAGAGCAGCGCUGAGGAUCUGAAGAAGGUAGCCACCGACCUCAGGGCCAGCAUCUGGAAGCAGAUGGCUAGUGCUGGGAUCAAGUACAUCCCCGGCAACACCUUCUCGUACUAUGACCAGGUUCUCGACACAACCGCCAUGCUCGGGGCUGUCCCAGACCGCUACUCGUGGACCGGGGGUGAGAUUAAUUUGAGCACCUACUUCUUGAUGGCUAGGGGAAAUGCCACUGUCCCUGCUAUGGAGAUGACCAAGUGGUUUGACACCAACUACCACUUUAUCGUCCCUGAAUUGGGUCCCAACACCAAGUUCUCCUAUUCUUCCCACAAGGCUAUCAACGAGUACAAGGAGGCUAAGGCGCUUGGCAUUGACACCGUACCAGUACUUGUUGGACCAGUCUCAUACUUGCUGCUCUCAAAGCCUGCCAAGGGUGUAGAGAAAUCAUUCUCUCUUCUUUCCCUUCUUAGCAGCAUCCUUCCUGUCUACAAGGAGGUUAUUGUUGAGUUGAAGGCAGCUGGGGCUUCUUGGAUUCAGUUUGAUGAGCCCACCCUUGUCAAGGACCUCGAUUCUCACCAACUGGCUGCAUUCUCUGCAGCUUACACGGAACUUGAGUCAUCACUUUCUGGAUUGAAUGUGCUUGUUGAGACAUACUUUGCUGAUGUUCCUGCAGAAUCAUACAAGACCCUUACAUCAUUGAGCAGUGUGACUGCUUAUGGUUUUGACCUUGAACGUGGAACCAAGACUCUUGCUCUUGUCAGGAGUGGUUUCCCUGCUGGAAAGUACCUCUUUGCUGGUGUUGUAGAUGGACUCAACAUUUGGGCUGACGAUCUUGCUGCAUCUCUCAUCACUCUACAGUCUCUUGAGGCUGUUGUUGGGAAGGACAAGCUUGUGGUUUCCACUUCCUGCUCACUCAUGCACACUGCUGUGGAUCUUGUUAAUGAGACUAAGCUUGACGAAGAGAUCAAGUCAUGGCUUGCGUUUGCCGCCCAAAAGGUAGUUGAGGUUAACGCUCUUGCCAGGGCAUUGGCCGGCCAAAAGGACGAGGUGAAAUUAUCUUCUGAUCCCUUCAUUCAUAAUCUGCUUGACUAG
Messenger RNA from Brachypodium distachyon (stiff brome), 1167 nucleotides. RefSeq names its product 5-methyltetrahydropteroyltriglutamate--homocysteine methyltransferase 2. The transcript has 6 exons. Gene Ontology annotation, molecular function: zinc ion binding; 5-methyltetrahydropteroyltriglutamate-homocysteine S-methyltransferase activity. NCBI's taxonomy places the organism in Eukaryota, Viridiplantae, Streptophyta, Magnoliopsida, Poales, Poaceae. The record is from RefSeq and is a predicted model, not a curated record. Gene Ontology annotation, biological process: amino acid biosynthetic process. Bases 1 to 1167 code for a protein of 388 amino acids.